Molecule: messenger RNA, 1215 nt
Organism: Lottia gigantea (owl limpet)
Lineage: Eukaryota; Metazoa; Mollusca; Gastropoda; Lottiidae
Exons: 11
Biological process (GO): nucleotide-sugar metabolic process; regulation of DNA repair; ATP generation from poly-ADP-D-ribose
Cellular component (GO): cytoplasm; nucleus
Molecular function (GO): poly(ADP-ribose) glycohydrolase activity
Source: RefSeq, a predicted model, not a curated record
CAGGAAGCCAUUUUAUCGUAUAAUCAGCGUUAUAGAGAUAGAUGGGAUUUUGUAGCUUUUCGUAAAUUUUUUCUGGAUUUUCUUCCAAUACAAGAAAAAGAAGAUUUUUUUGAAUAUACUUUACCAGAAAUAAUAAGAUUAGCUUUAUUAUUGCCCUCAUUAUGUACACAGGCAGAAAUUCUAAGCACCCUAACACCAAUACCAUUAUUAAAAAAAUUUGUCAACCACAGUGUGUCCCUGAGUCAGCAGCAGAUAGCCUGUUUAUUAGCUAAUGCAUUCCUUUGUACCUUUCCUAGAAGAAAUUCUCGUCACAAAGGUUCUGAAUAUUCUAAUUAUCCUGAUAUCAACCUAAAUGGCCUGUUUCAGGGAGGUGGAAAAAGAAAGAAAUUUGAAAAGCUGAAAUGCAUAAUUCAUUAUUUUGAAAGAGUUACCACAAAAAUGCCCUGUGGUGUUGUAACGUUUACUAGGCAAUAUAUAGACAAUACACCCAUCUGGGAUGAUUUUAAGCUUUUGGUGCCUGAACAAAUACAUGUUUCAUCACAAGGUACUAUCGAAGAUGAUGGCUUCGGCCUUUUACAGGUUGAUUUUGCCAAUAAAUUCAUUGGUGGAGGAGUGUUAGGACAUGGUUGUGUUCAAGAAGAAAUCAGAUUUGUAAUCUGCCCUGAAAUGUUGAUCUCCAGGCUGUUCACAGAAGCCUUAGAUGAUAAAGAAUCUCUGAUUAUGAAAGGUUGUGAGAGAUUCAGUAAUUAUCAUGGCUAUGCAGAUAGUUUUGUUUGGGAUGGAGAUCAUAUUGAUAAUGGAUUCAGAGAUGUCAAUGGAAGGUUGAAUACAGAUGUAGUGGGUAUUGAUGCUCUUGUUAUACAUUAUCCCAGUGAUCAGUUUAAAUCUAGAAUGGUUAAAAGAGAAUUGACAAAGGCAUAUGCUGGAUUUGAAGUAGUAAAUGAUAAAAGUAAAAACCCCAGUAGACCUGCUGUCUGUACUGGAAACUGGGGAUGUGGGGUAUUCAAAGGUGAUAAACAAUUAAAAGCUUUAAUCCAGCUAAUGGCCGCCUCUGCAGCUAAACGUGAUGUGUGUUAUUUUACAUUUGGAGAUGAUAAAUUAACAGAAGAUAUUUAUGAUAUUCACAAAUUCUUGAGAGAAUCUGAAAUUGAAAUAGGUAACUUGAUUUGUCUUCCAUGUAUAAUAGGGGUUAUGAAAUUAGUUGAAAUUGUGUAA